Coregonus sp. 'balchen' is the source of this 8304-nucleotide messenger RNA. NCBI's taxonomy places the organism in Eukaryota, Metazoa, Chordata, Actinopteri, Salmoniformes, Salmonidae. The record is from the annotation of a GenBank genome assembly.
AUGGAAGCGGAUGGUUUCGUGAGAAGGCGUCGGAUGACAGCGGAGACAGCAGGCGGGGACGCCGGGGUUGCUGGAGCCUCAGCCGGCGCAGAGGUCCGAUGGUUCGGGGGAAGGAUCUGGGGAGUGUCGGAGAGCCUCGUUGGGAAUUUGUCUCCCCGGAUCGGAGGUGAGACAGAGAUUCAGACUGUUCAGUUCAGCGACGACCCUCCUGAAAUAGCAGAUGCUUCGGAACCGGAGUAUGAGGGUUUGCCGCAAGGCGCUUCCACCAGCACCCACAUGUUUGCAGGAGCAGUGGCUGGGAUCAUGGAGCAUUGCCUGAUGUUCCCCAUCGACUGUGUCAAGGUAACGUGGUAGGCUAUGCUGGGCUAGCGUUAGCCGCUAACAAGUUAGAUAGUUAACCGUCUGGGCUUGGAACUUGGGCACAUUGCAUUAGAUGGUUGGAAAUUACUUUGCCUCGUCAUGAUGUGGCUUCAGCCACCAUGCGAAUCCGAAUGGUGGCCACCUUGUCAAUAAGUUUGUCAGUCACAGCACAGAUGAGGCAAGGUCGAAACCAGACUGGCUAACUUAGCAUGCUAACGAGCUAACUUCCAUCCACUGCGAAUUGCAUUGGCUCUAACUACUCUACUUGCAAGGUUAGGUAACGUUAACUGCAGUUAACAAGUUAGAUUUGUCACAAAAUUAGUCGCCAUAUUAAUUAGUUUAACUUUGGCAUACAGGAUUUCAUUGAAGUUGAAAGUUAAACACUUAGGAAGUGUAUUUUGCUGUGGUUGUCAUCUUCUUAGCUAGCCAUCUUAGCCUUAGGUAGCUAACGUUAGUUAGCUAACCAAACCAGCAAGGUCGGCCUCUGGCUGUGCAUCGGCUCGAGCCUGGGGGUCAAUGUUGAUUAGCUAGUACUGUAGCUAGCUAUUUAGUUAGCGCCUGAUAUAAUGGGUUUAGGCUUAACAUUUUCAUAAUGAAUCUUACUCUAUUCCCUAUUGUUAUUAGUGCUCUAUUGUCACUAGUAGUUUUUCAUACUAAUUACACGCAAAGUUACGUUAUUAUUAUUUUUGGAAAAAGAGACAGCUAGAAUGAGGCAGCACGUGUGCCCCAUUUCCUGUACAUGUAUACAAAUCACAUGAACCGCUCACUGUUGCCCACCAGCUAGCUAGGUGACUAGUAACGGUACGUGACUAUGUGAUCAAUUAGUAGCUAACGGUACUAUUGAAAACGUUCCAAACUGCUUUUAGCAUGUAUAUGGCUUCUAGGUGUAACUCCCUGUAUUUCCAAAAUAUCCCUGUAUUCAAGAAGAGAACCCACAGGUUAGAUAAACUACAGGGACCCUGGAUUCGGUCAAAUAGUCUCUAAGAUUUAGUCAAUGGGCAAGUUCGUUUUGCAUGGCCCGGUACCCGGGUGGGUGGAUAUCACAUAAAAACCAAUGGAAUGUUCAUCAAUGAGGAAACUCCGCACACCCGGGGCAUCGGGCCAUGCAAAACGAACUUGCGCAAUGCUAAUUGCUACCUGGCAGCAUUUAGAUGGGGUGAAACUGUUCUUUGUUGACAGAAAAUACAGGGCUGGAUGUUCUGGGAUUAAGAGCACAAUGCUUCUAUGUUGUUGUGCUCAUUAUGCAGAAUUAGGCUGACAAGUUGGCUCUACCACUGCACACCCUAAGAACCAUAGUUCUGUUAUUGUUAUAAUACUUUAAAUUCGUUUUGGAUGAAGUACUUCCUGGGGAUGACUUGGGUGUUAUGUAAACAAGAUGUGGUAAGUUACAUUUUGAUAGGCCCAUUCACUGAUUUAGGUCUACUCAGCAAAGAGCUGUAGCACAUGAGAGCCAUGCCAUUUGUCUGGUAUAGUCUUAUUAUGUGAUCCCUGAAGAGAUAGUCAUGAUUUGGUCCCUGAUGGAAAUGAUUGGUCCUGUUCGAGAGCAUCAAAACCGUGAUGUAUCAUGGGUCAAUUGUGACUGACUGAUCUACAAAUAAUAUUGAGUAGUUAUUUAUGAUUCAGGGAGAUUUGUAGACAGCUGCAAUGUCAAACGAUCAUUGUGUACUACUGCGCAGUUAGCAGAGACGGCGCAACCGAGUCAGUGCAGUCUGGUAGGGAGAGGAGUCAGCUGUUAGUGUCAGGUGGGAGAGCAGGGCUCUCUCAGAACAAAGCAGAGAUUCAUCCGUCUUUCCCAGCUGUAGUUCCCACCUCUGAUCCAGGUGUUGCUAACACAGCUUGGGCUUAGUCUCAGUAGUCUAAGGUGGCUUCCUCUCCCCGUCACCUCUCUUUUCACCGACAUGAAAGAACAGGACAGUCGAAUCAAAACAUGUUCCCAGUUGGCAUCCAGCCACUGUGUUGCUUUCACAUAUACUGCGUUUUCAGAUGCGCGCAGGUGAAUUAAAGUGUCUUUUAGAGUAUUGAGGUGCAGCCCAGACAGUACUUGCUGAGGAAGGGCAGCCUGAGACACACUGCACAGACUCACUGAUCUAUAAAUCAUGUCACCUGUCAAACAACAUGGCAUUAACCGUCUCUACUUAUAAACACAUUAGCAGAUCUCUACAGAGGGGACCCUAGCUCAAGCUGACAGCUGACCCCAGUGGACUAGCACUGACACAAACAAACACACACACAGUUAAUAAUCCUUGGAAAAUAGCUUGCAGUGGUUGUCACACAGAUUGCACGGUAGAGAUAAUGUCAACUUGUUGUUUACGCUCAUUCUAAAGGUUGAGGUUAGAAAGGCUCUUUCCCGGGAAGCUAAGCUCUCUGCAAUACACAACAGUCUAUAGGCUCCAGAUACCCCUGCAUCAGGGCCGAGCGAACUGUUUUCAUUUCCUUUAACAUUGAUUUAUAUCGAAGUCUCAUUGAGACAUUGACAUCAAAUAUCUUACAAGAUGGCGAUGUUACCAAAGUUUCACACACAAAUACAGGUACUGCUACAUUAUGCAUGCAUGGUUGGUUGACGUGUAGGAGUCUGGUGUUACGUCUCUUAUAGGCCCAGCAUUCCACAUAGCUUUACAGUUCCUGGACAGCACACACACACACACUGACACACACAGUGACACACACAAUGCAGCAAGCAAUCAGCAUGUGUUGUCCAUUCAGCUGUAGCCCAGGCCUCUCUUUUGGUUGUUAUUAGACCCUCUAUGCUUUUCGCUGCACUAGCUGGCCCCUGGCCUCACAGAGCGAGGAUGAACCCUGAACCUUGACACUGGCCAAGCGAUAAGGUGUGUGUGUGUAUGUGAGGUCAGGGCGUGUGAGUGCUGCUGGGGGGAAAGAGGCUUACAGGAAGGCAGCUUAUGUCCCUCUGACCUUGGGUCUCGUUGUUCAACACUUCCCUCUGUUUAACACUAGGGAUGGGCGUGAGUACUCAAUGUUCAAACAUGCAACUAUUUAGCAAGUGGAAGCACUGACAAUAUUAUCACUUGCUGUUUUUUAAUUGAUUACAACUAGUGUAUUCAUCCCACCUCUGCUCAGAUUUAAUUCUAACAUGGAAGUUGCUCAAAUGUAAUUUAAACGUUAUGGUUGGAGUAAGGUAUGGCAAGAUUAAAGAAGUGUAUGGUUAGGUUAUGACUUGGCUAACCAAUAGGUGUGUGAUCUCUAACCUCUCCCCUGUGUAGACGCGAAUGCAGAGCCUACAGCCUGAGCCUGCCGCCCGCUACCGGAAUGUGAUGGACGCGCUUCGGCGAAUCAUAACCACCGAGGGUGUCUGGCGACCAAUGAGAGGGCUGAAUGCCACGGCUGUGGGGGCGGGACCGGCGCAUGCUCUCUACUUCGCCUGCUACGAGAAACUGAAGAAGAGUCUGGGUGACAUCAUCCACCCCGGGGCUAACAGCCAUCUGGCCAACGGUAUACCGGGAACACAAAGCACACACACAAGUCAUAUACAGUGCAUUUGGAAAGUAUUCAGAUCCCUACAAUGAAGCAUGGUGGUGGCAGCAUCAUGCUGUGGGGAUGUUUUUCAGCGGCAGGGACUGGGAGACUAGUCCGGAUUGAGGGAAAGAUGAACAGAGCAAAGUACAGAGAUAUCCUUGAUGAAAACCUGCUCAGGACCUCAGACUGGGGUGAUGGUUCACCUUCCAACAGGACAACGACCCUAAGCACACAGCCAAGACAACGCAGUUGUGGUUUCGGGACAAGUGGUUUCGGGACAAGUCUCUGAAUGUCCUUGAGAGGCUGUAAUGUAACAAAGUGGAAAAAGUCAAGGGGUCUGAAUAAUUUCCGAAGGCACUGUGCACCCACAAAGCAAGCUCACAAAACGCACAUGUGCGCAUACCAAGCCUAUACUUCUCCUCUGCAACCUACAGUUUUUUCUAGUAAACACUACCAGUUAAUUUGGUGUUUCCAGUACUCUUUUUAGCAACUCAAACAAGUAGUGAAGAUUUAUUUAGCUGUUGUCCUGUAGAGAUAAUCUUGGUUCACACUGCAGAGAGGGAGAGGCCCUUUUCUUCUCUGGGCACUAAGCGGAUGCUGCUUGAACUAACCUAGAUGAACCUUGCUCUCUCUGAGUUGUGUGGGUGGGUGAGUGAGUCAGCCUGCCAGUUAUAACACCUGGGGCAGAAUGGCUGGGGAGUGGUGGUGCUACAUACCCCCUAUAGCCCCAUUUUCUGGACAGUAGAGAGGACUAAUGCCUGUGCUAUACUCCAGGCUCGCUCAUGCCCAGUACAAUAAGCAGGCCCUGGUUCUUCUCUUGGUUUCGUCCUAGGUUCCUGCCUUUCUAGGGAGUUGUUCCUAGCCACUGUGCUUCUGCAUUACUUGCUCUAAGGGUUUUUUUAGUCUGGGUAUCUGUAUAACUGCUGAUGUAAAAAGAGCUUUAGAAAAUACAUUUAAUUGAUUGAUUGGCCUGAAACUAAGUUGUUGGUCCACCCGCCAGUGUGAUGAAAAACAUCACCAGGCACUAUGGCGGUUGAUCAGCUGGUGGCGGGUGCUAAUUCCGGCCCAGCAGGGUAGUAGGAGUGGGAUCUAUCUGGCCAUGGGGCUGAUAUGACCCUGUCUGUAUGGUCAGCAUUCUGCUGAGUCAGCCAGAUUCACAAAUAGACCACUGCCAAAGACUGACUGCACGCCACGUUACGCCGGCUGGGUCCACCACUCAUCAGAGACCUUCAGAGGGGAAGGAAAGAUGCUAAUAUUACUGCAGGAAUUCUUUCUGUCACCCAUAGAGCUACAACUAGAGUAUCUGAAAAGAAAGCAGCCUGUAGUUAGAGUCAGACAAACAGUGCUCUGAGAGUUCACUAAGUCACUGCCAUCAAGGUCUGUCCACACACUGUUCAAAUUUGCAGGACACGAAACUUGAAACAGUUUACUCAGACCAAGCAAGUACUAGAGAAUCUUGCUCUAUUUAUCCCUGUUUCUGUUCUCUGCCAUUUCUUUCUCUUCCCUUCUUCCCAGGUCAGCUGUCUCUUCCUUCCCUCUUUUUUUAUUCUCUCUUCUUCCCCCCUCCCUUGUUUCCAGGUCAGGGGAGAGGCAGGGUAGGAGAUUGCAGACCUGCCCAGUAGAGGAAGAGAAGUCUUACUCUGGUCCAUCAGGAGUGAUGAUGUCCUGUUUUACCACUAGAGAGAACAUCUGGCCUCUCCUCACCCCCUCUCUCCUCCGGUCUUUCAUUCAUCUGGCCUCUCCUCACCCCCUCUCUCCUCCGGUCUUUCAUUCGUUCUCUGCGAUCUCUCUCUCUCGUUGUUUUUCACUGUUGAGGUAUGUGUUACAGGUACGGCGGGGUGUGUGGCCACAUUACUUCAUGACGCAGCCAUGAACCCAUCUGAAGGUAAAUCUCUCCAUCUAUAAAUAAUCUAUAUCUCUUUCCCUGGGUGGAGGCCAGGGACACAGGUGCUAGUCUCAGGGGUCACUGCGUUGAACCUGCUUUUCUCCAUCUGACACAUGGGGUGUAUUCAGGGGAUGUUCUUUGCUGCAGAUAAACUACUGUGUCAGAGCUCCUUCUGCAGGUGUAGCGCCUAGCUAUUCUAGGGCCUAGCCUUUUACUCUGCACUGCUAGCUAGGAGGAGAGGGCAGAGUGGAGGGGGAGACUGAGAGAAAGAUGGGAGGUAGGGUGGUGGGGGAGACUGAGAGAAAGAUGGGAGGUAGGGUGGUUGGGGGAGGAGAAUGAGGAGAAAGAGGGGAGGUAUGGUGGAGGGGGGACUGAGAAAGAUGGGAGGUAGGGUGGUGGGGGGAGACUGAGAGAAAGAGGGGAGGUAGGGUGGAGGUGGAGCCUGAGAAGAGGAGGCUUGUGGUGGUGAAGACAAGAAAAGAGGGAGGGUGCUGAGGGAGCUGAGAAGAGGGGAGGUAGGUGUGGGAGGGGGGGACUGGAGAAAUGGGAGGUAGGUGUGGUGGGGGGACGGAAAACAGAGAGGUAGGGUGGAGGGGGACUGGAGAAAGAUAGAUUGAGGUAGGGUGGAGGGGGAGACUGGAGAAAGAUAGGGUGGUGGGGGAGACAGAGAAGAGAGGGGAGGUAGGGUGAAGGGGGAGACUGAGAGAAAGAGGGGAGGUAGGGUGGUGGGGGAGACAGAGAAAGAGGGGAGGUAGGGUGGAGGGGGAGACUGAGAGAAAGAGGGGAGGUAGGGUGGAGGGGGAGACUGAGAUAAAGAGGGGAGGUAGGGUGGAGGUGGAGACUGAGAUAAAGAGGGGAGGUAGGGUGGUGGGGAGGAGCAUGGCCAAGAGCGAAAGAGGGAGAAAUAAAGACGGGGAUAUAGAGGGAGGGAGCAGGGUUGAGGGGGAGAUGUGGAGAGAGAAGCUCCCCUCGGGUCCUGUCCCUAUACUGUACCCAACCACCAGCUGUAGACUAGAGACAGGACUUUGAUGACAUGCCUGGACAGGUGCUCCUCAGGCAGCUGUUUAGGGUGGAGGCCAGGGACACAGGUGCUAGUCUCAGGGUCUAGGGUAACACACGGGUCACUGCUUUUAACUUCAACAGCCUAAAUAAAUAUGUUAAACCCUUUGAGGAUGUUAUGACUGUUCCCAUUUUUAUUAGGACAAUAAUUUGUGUAUUUCUUUAUCAUUCUCUGGACUAUGUUCCUGGUCCCUGAUGAUGGAAACACACCUGGCAAUCCUUCUUUCCAUCCCUCCGAUACUUCCCUCUGCUCACCUAUCCAUCCCUCCCAAUGCUUCCCUCUGCUCACCUAUCCAUCCCUUCCUUCCUCCCCUCUACUCACCUAUCCCUUGUUUUCUUUUAUGCUGCUCUCCUCGCUUUCUUCCCCCAUUCCUUCUCUCUCUUCCACCAUUCUCCCCUUUCUUACUCCCUCUUCGGGUCAUCUCUCUGUCCCACCUUCCGUCUCUCUGUCCCACCUUCCGUCUCUCUGUCCCACCUUCCAUCCCUCUGUCCCACCUUCCGUCUCUCUGUCCCACCUUCCGUCUCUCUGUCCCACCUUCCGUCUCUCUGUCCCACCUUCCGUCUCUCUGUCCCACCUUCCGUCUCUCUGUCCCACCUUCCGUCCCUCUGUCCCACCUUCCGUCCCUCUGUCCCACCUUCCGUCCCUCUGUCCCACCUUCCAUCUCUCUGUCCCACCUUCCAUCUCUCUGUCCCAACUUCCAUCUCUCUGUCCCAACUUCCAUCUCUCUGUCCCAACUUCCAUCUCUCUGUCCCAACUUCCGUCUCUCUGUCCCAACUUCCGUCUCUCUGUCCCAACUUCUGUCUCUCUGUCCCACCUUCCGUCCCUCUGUCCCACCUUCCAUCUCUCUGUCCCACUUUCCAUCUCUCUUCCAUCUCUCUGUCCCACCUUCCAUCUCUUUGUCCCACCUUCCGUCCCUCUGUCCCACCUUCCAUCUCUCUUUUUCUCCCUGUCCAGUGGUGAAGCAGCGUUUGCAGAUGUAUAACUCUCCGUACCGCGGUGUGAUGGACUGUGUGCGCGCCGUGUGGCAGAGCGAGGGCGCUGCAGCCUUCUACCGCUCCUACACCACACAGCUGACCAUGAACGUCCCCUUCCAGGCUCUCCACUUCAUGACCUACGAGUACCUCCAGGAGCUGCUCAACCCCCACAGACAGUACAACCCCUCCUCACACAUGGUGUCUGGGGGCCUGGCCGGGGCCAUUGCUGCUGCAGCCACCACCCCUCUGGAUGUCUGCAAGACCCUGCUCAACACCCAGGAGUCCCUGGUGGGUGUCGCCGCUGCAGGCCAGGGUGGAGGUCAGGCGCAGGGGACACACAGACACAUCACAGGCCUGGCCCAUGCCUUCCGGACAGUGUACAGGCUGGGCGGCCUGCCUGGGUUCUUUAAAGGAGUCCAGGCCAGGGUGAUCUAUCAGAUGCCCUCCACAGCCAUCAGCUGGUCCGUCUAUGAGUUCUUCAAGUACGGAAUCACCAAGCACCAGCACGAGAAGAGGAUAGCGCAGCAGAGGGAGGGAGAGAAGUAGAGGAGGAA